AUGAGUUUCGAGUUCACCAAUUACAUGAGAAAAGUCGGCUGCGGAACUCGCUCUUAUCUGGCUGCAAAGUUACAGAGAAAUCAAUUUGAAUGGACCUCAGGUCUCAAGGGUUUAUGUCUUGGUGCAUUCCUUCUUACCUUAGCCCCUUCAACCAAUCAGAGUCCGAGGUUUGAAAAGUCCAAUAGUUUCAAAUUAGUAAGGGACAAUGGGGUAUACAAAGUCCAAAAAUACGAUGGCACAACUAAGCCAAAAGCUAUCAAAGAUGCUGGUCAAGGGAGUUCUCAAUAUCAGAAAGACGUCAAAGGUAUAACUUCUUCCAAUAUUUCGGAAUUACAAACCAGAGCUCUAAUGAAUACUCAUGUAUCCACCCAUUAUUCACUGCCAAACUCUCAAGAUGAAGGUCAUAUAAAGGAGCUAGAGAAGCAUGUUAACACUCAAGAUCCCAAAUGGCAAGAAUGGCAAUGA
Messenger RNA from Melampsora larici-populina 98AG31, 465 nucleotides. RefSeq lists its product as uncharacterized. The transcript is spliced from 3 exons. The record is from RefSeq and is a predicted model, not a curated record. Bases 1 to 465 code for a protein of 154 amino acids. NCBI's taxonomy places the organism in Eukaryota, Fungi, Basidiomycota, Pucciniomycetes, Pucciniales, Melampsoraceae.